Racocetra persica is the source of this 282-nucleotide messenger RNA. The record is from the annotation of a GenBank genome assembly. NCBI's taxonomy places the organism in Eukaryota, Fungi, Glomeromycota, Glomeromycetes, Diversisporales, Gigasporaceae.
GAAAUACCGCAGAUUUAUGUUGGAUUAGCUAAUGAAUGCAUGAGUGCAAAUGCAUCUGAACGCCCUUCAGCAAGUGAACUUCAGGAAUAUUUAGACAGUUGGACAAAAAAAAGUUGUUAUAUAAAAACUUUUAAAGAAGCUGAUACAAUUAAACAUGAAUCUGGACCUUUAAACAAUUGCAUGAUCUCAUACCAACUUGUAAAACGUUUAAUUGAUUUAAAGCCUACAAAUUUGAAGAAAAAUACUUCAGAUUCAGAUUUUAACGAAAAAACUACUAUGUAA